Cucurbita maxima (winter squash) is the source of this 579-nucleotide messenger RNA. RefSeq lists its product as uncharacterized. Bases 1 to 579 code for a protein of 192 amino acids. Gene Ontology annotation, cellular component: nucleus; elongin complex. The transcript has a single exon. The record is from RefSeq and is a predicted model, not a curated record. Lineage: Eukaryota; Viridiplantae; Streptophyta; Magnoliopsida; Cucurbitales; Cucurbitaceae. Gene Ontology annotation, biological process: transcription elongation by RNA polymerase II.
AUGUCUCAACAAGUAAACAAAGCCAUAGAUAGCCUGAGAUUUCUUGGAGAUGUUGGCCAAACAGAUCUAAAUUUCCUUGAACAUAUUUUGCCGCAUUGCACCGUCGAGCAACUGAUGCGUAUAGAGAACUCUUCGAAAGGAAGAGACCUCACUCCAGUAACAAACAAAUUAUGGAAAACUUUCUACGAAAGAAAGUUUGGUAAAGAUGCUGUCAACGGUGUUCUUGAGAUGAUGAAGCAUAAGGAAUCGUUCAAAUGGAAGCAAAUGUACGAGCUGAAGAUAAAGGAAUUAGAAGAGAAGGCAGUAGAAAUUGAGAAACGAUAUAUACAAAACUGCCAAAACGAAAAAGCUCGAAAACAAAGUCGUCAAGUAAAGAUAUGUGAGAUAUCGCCAUCGAGUAAGGUUUUGAAGAAGUCAAAAGUACACACAAAAUUUUGUCAAGUUUCAUCUGCACACAAUGAUAAACGAAGCUACCUAGGAGGAACAAGCAAGAUACUGAAAAAAGCCAGAAAAGAAACGUUACAGAGUAUAGAGACGAAGAAUGUGAUAGCUUUUCGUAGAAAUACAGUUCAAAAGUAG